Molecule: messenger RNA, 3934 nt
Organism: Micropterus dolomieu (smallmouth bass)
Lineage: Eukaryota; Metazoa; Chordata; Actinopteri; Centrarchiformes; Centrarchidae
Gene: exoc3l4
Product: exocyst complex component 3-like 4
Exons: 15
Coding region: 24-2699 (891 amino acids)
Biological process (GO): exocytosis; exocyst localization
Cellular component (GO): exocyst
Molecular function (GO): SNARE binding
Source: RefSeq, a predicted model, not a curated record
GUUAAUGGGAUGAGAUUUCACAAAUGAUGGACAAAUCUACGGAAAACUCAGACGAGGACAGAGCGUCCCUGAGGAGCAAUGGGAAGACAUCGACCAACAGUGCCGUGAAGGAGACCAAGGGCAUGCUUAAGACAUUGAGAAAGAGCUUCCGGCAAGCAACUGAGAAAAGCCCACUAUCGUCCGGAGGCAAGGCGACAAAGGUCACACCUAAAGCAGACACGACUGGCAAUGAGUUGUGGUCAGAAGCGCCUCCGUCACCCAGCCUGAGUGCUGGCUCUCCUGUGACCUCUCCUCUGAAGAACAUCGGGGACUUAUCCCAGAAAAAAGAGGAAGACAAUGCCAACAUCGGUCCACAGAAAACGAAAGGUCUGACACGUUCAAAGACAGAUCCCAAUAUGAGCAGGUUCAGUGAGUCUCUCAAAAGAGGAUCAUCCAUUCGUCGAAGCCUGAGAUUUGGCAGUAAGAAGGACAAGGAGAAAACCUGCAGACAGGAGCCACUCUUCCCUGUCUCUGAAGACUCAGUGGAGGAGAAGAAGGAUCAAAAAGUGCAGGAGGAUGCGGUGUGGGAGGAACUUGAGGAGUCAGGCCUGAGUACUGGCUCUCCUGUGACCUCUCCUCUGAAGAACAUCAAAGGCUUUUUCCAGAAAAAAGAGGAAGACGACGCCAACAUCGCUCCGCAGAAAAGAAAAGAUCCCAAUAUGGGCAGGUCUGGUGACUCUUUUAAAAGAGGAUCAUCCAAUCGUCUGAGUCAGAUUUUCAACAAUAAGAAGGAUAAAACCUGCGGACAGGAGCCACUCUUCCCUGUCUCUGAAGGCUCAGUGGAGAAGGAUGAAAAAGUGCUGGAGGAUGUGGCGUGGGAGGAGCUUGAGGAGUCAUAUACACUGCCAGAAAUGCCCCACACACCGCUGUCAGUGAUGCAGAUCAAUAAGCUGAUAGAGAUGGAGGUGCUGGAGGAGGCUCACCUGAACCUGCUCUCCCUGCGGCAGGAGUUCCAGCAGGAACGGGAGCGGUGUGGCGAAGACUCGCCCAUGGAGCUGGCCAAGAAGGAGAAAGACCUUAGCCUCCUCUAUGGAGAGCUGAGGAACAAGGUCAACACCAUAGUGCGCGAAUCCAACUCUCUUCCCGCCAGAAACAAGGAGCUGCUGGUACCUGUGGCCCGCAUCAUCCAAGAGGAGGAGAGGAGAGCUGAGGAACCCGGCGGGCUUGCGGGCAGCUGGAUGGAGGCCUGGAGGGAGGCGGUGGGCGAGGGGGUGCAGGCGAAGGUGAAGAGCAUUCACCUGGACCAGAGGGAGCAGAACACCUCCUGGUUGGCAGUUCAUCUGGGUCUGCUAGGUAAAGCCAUCUUGGAGGACUUGGAGAACGUGAAGAGGGAACUGCGAGGGUCGUACCCACCCAGCUUUAAAGUCUUCAGCACCUACGUGAAGAGUUACCACAGAGUCGUUGGGCAGCACGUGAAGCAGCUGGAGAAGCAGGUGACGGAGCUAAAGGAUCUGUACGCUCUGCUGGACUGGAUCAUCAACCGCUACAAGAGCGAGAGGAUCAUGGGAAGUCCCUCCCUGCAGUCGGACAUGAAGGAUGAGAGGGAUGAUCUGCAGCUGGAGGGUGACUUCCUGAAGCAGCUGAAAGGAAAGUACUGCUGCAAAGUGAAGGAGGAAUUGAGAUCUUCCCUUGACAGAGUUAUUGAACUUGAAAAUAAGGAACUUUGGAAGGAUAGCAGGACUCCAAAGAAGGAGGAGGACUUCCUCAACUCUGAGAUUCACAUGGACAUCUGGACGAAAGUGAAGGGAACUGUUUUGAUCUCUGGGCAUAUUGAUGCUCAGCUGGAACAGAAAGUGAUCUCUUCCUGCCUCGAAGAGCUGAAACAGUUCCCCAAAAGGUUUGAGCAGGAGUACAAGCGUCUCAGACCACAGAGUCUUUGGACUGAGUAUCACAUAACCUACAUCAACAGCUUCACUGCUUUACAGCAGCACAUGGAUGGGUACCAGGAAGCCUGUCCUGGUGAGGUGGAAGGGUUCAGAAAAGAGGUCAAGUGGCUGAUUGUCAGGCUCACACAGGAUCUGGAGGACCAGUUCAAAGAGGAGGUCAAGCCUUAUCUGAGGAGAAUGAUGACGAGGAAGUGGCUCACCAACGACGAAGACUUUAAACAGCUUCAGCGUCGGACAGAGCUGCUUUUUCAGCACUGCGCUCUCAUGAGACCUCCACAUGUCCAGGAGUUUGCGAGCCGAUUGCACUACCAUGUGGUGAAGGAAUACAUCGGCCAGCUAAUGAAGAAUAACUACUCAUGCAAGAACCAAAAACACGAGAAGGCAGCGAGAAAGAUCCGUGAACAGUGGGAUAAACUCAGAGUCCUGUUUGAGGAUAUGUCAACUCAAGACUGGCUCCACUAUGUAGGAGACGACCUGUGCAACAUCAUCUCGACGAAUAAGACAGAGAUAAAGAUCCACCUGCAGCCUUUAGUGGACCAUUACCCAGACUUCAGCAAAAAACACCUAGAAGCCAUUCUGUAUUUCAGAGGCCUGCGGAGUGGCCGCGAACACCAGCUGAUCCUGCAGCGACUCACGGAGCUGAAGAAGAAGCUGGGCGGCAACGCGGGGGACAAGAGCCGAGUUUUAUUUGGUGACAUGCAGGUCACCGUCAACACAGACUGUCUGUCCAAUCUGGCUUUCUCCUGCUUCAGCUUCCUGCACCCCAACAACUAGUGUGACACGGUGGAUGAGUCGCUCAGUGGAGGGCAAAUAAAAGCUGGAGAGGUAGAGUUUUCUGACAGAAUAAGUUUAACAAUUGCAGUUUUUCUAAGGUGGUUUGGCACUAAUGAAGGUCCUUGCUCUCAAACACAGGUAACAGACACACAUACCUACACAUAAAAAAUACCAUCUUAUCUUAUUUAUAAUUAAUAUAAAUAAAUAUAAAUAAUUCAAAAAAGAAACUAACAACAUUUCCUCUGUUUUACACAAAUUACAAUUAAUCAUGUGACUGUGUGAACUUAUUUAUUUCCUUCUAACAACAAAAAUUUGUUCAGCAUGUUCAUUAGUGUCUCUGGCAAAUGUAGAAACUCUGCAUGUGUUAUCACUUACAUAGCAUAUUAAAUGUGACGCAUGUAGUGUGUGACAAAUAUUAAACCGCUUCCAGCAUUGUGAGAUAUUUCAGUUUUCUUGGGAAGAAAAGCAAUUCACCAACCAAUCUGGGUUAAAUUCAGCGUUUGGGGAGGGAAAAAAAGAUUGUGAAACUUUGGAAGAAUGUGAAGCUCUCAGCAGAUGUAAAAAAAAUAAAAGGCAGGAUUCAGUGUCAGUGAGUUUGAUGUGAGGAGGAUUUCUCAUUUAUCAACACCAAGUUGCAGUGGGAUUAUAUUAUUGGUUGGAUCUCAGUUGGAGUUAAAUGACCUAAUAAAAACUGCCAGAACCUGAAGCUCUUUGCGUGCCUCAGCCAUGAAUGUGUCAUGCUGAUGAACAAGGAACUGAACCUAGCAGAAGGGGAAGUGAUCAUGCAUUAGCCCCCAGAAACAGGCGUCUGACUUAAAUUUGAGGGGUUUUUUGUGUGAAAUAUGUGUUUCUAUUGUCUUUCUCUCAAAUAUCUGAUUUCAGGAAAUGCUGCAAAACCUAGCUUGAUGUGAUUGUCUCUGCGCAUUUUAUGGACUCAUUUAAUUGGGAUGUUUUUUCUGUGUUUGUAAAUUGUUUAUGUAUGAUUGUUAAAAACAAAGAGAUGUGUUGAGUUUAGAACCUCAGGAUGGUUAAAAUCAGGGUGUUCAACUAUAGCUGACCUGUGACGCCUGUUUUAGGUACCAAAGUUCUCAUGAAAACUGACAAUUGUGUGAAUUGUUCUUUGAGCAUGAAAUACUUUCAAAUGUGUGAAGGGAGCCCAAAGGGGUUUUAUAUAAAUAUAUAUAGAAAUGUCAAACCUAUUUAAUCUUUUUUUUAAUAAAACAUACAGAAACAAA